UGAGCGCCUGUGCUGAGAGAGUAGGACGUUUGCCUGUGUGUACACUUGUGGAGAGAGCAGUAGCGAUAAAAGCAGCGGCGCCAUGGGACCAUUGUGGAAGCUGUGGCAGGAAGAGUGUAAAAGGCAGAGGUGUGCUCUCUUCCCUCAGAUCUAAUCCCCUGCAGCUCAUACCUAGUUUUGCAACAGAUCACCAGCUGAAGCCACCCUUUUCCCUGCCCACAUCUCUUCAAUGGAUAUAAUGGGUGCAGUGACCUAUGAUGAUGUGCAUGUUAACUUCACUGGGGAAGAAUGGGCUUUGCUGGAUCCUUUACAGAAGAAUCUCUACAAAGAUGUGAUGCUGGAAACAUACAGGAACCUCACUGCUAUAGGCUACAGUUGGGAAGACCAUAUUAUUGAAGAACAUUGUCAAAGUUCUAGAAGACAUAAAAGGUAA
Arvicola amphibius (Eurasian water vole) is the source of this 433-nucleotide messenger RNA. RefSeq names its product zinc finger protein 431-like. The record is from RefSeq and is a predicted model, not a curated record. Gene Ontology annotation, biological process: regulation of DNA-templated transcription. NCBI's taxonomy places the organism in Eukaryota, Metazoa, Chordata, Mammalia, Rodentia, Cricetidae. The transcript is spliced from 4 exons. The coding region runs from base 230 to 433 and encodes 67 amino acids.